This is a messenger RNA of Myiozetetes cayanensis, 6304 nucleotides long. RefSeq names its product spindle apparatus coiled-coil protein 1 (gene SPDL1). Gene Ontology annotation, biological process: mitotic metaphase chromosome alignment; protein localization to kinetochore; mitotic spindle assembly checkpoint signaling. Gene Ontology annotation, molecular function: kinetochore binding. Gene Ontology annotation, cellular component: spindle pole; outer kinetochore. The record is from RefSeq and is a predicted model, not a curated record. The coding region runs from base 234 to 2114 and encodes 626 amino acids. The transcript has 12 exons. NCBI's taxonomy places the organism in Eukaryota, Metazoa, Chordata, Aves, Passeriformes, Tyrannidae.
UACCGGGCGUGGGGGGGGGAACGGGUCCGGAGCGAGAGAGCGGAGGUGACAUGGCACUAGUGACACAAAGUGCUCCCAGGGCCAGCUGCUGGCCUGCCCGGGGCUUCGUGGUGACUGGAAGAUGAGGCUGUAGUGUGUUAUUUCUGCGUUUUAUAGAUUCGUGGAGUGCAAGAAUAAAGUCAAGAAAGACUGCAAUGAGCUUCUGAAGUGUUGAAGUGACAAAAGGAAGGAAAAUGGAGACAGAAACCAUUUUAAGUCUUAAACAGCAACUCAGGGAGGCAGAGAAUGAGAGAAGAAAGGCAGCAGAAUAUGGUUUGGAUUUGCUGGAGUCCCAAAAUGAAAUCCAAAAUCAGUUGGAUCAAACACGCCGUGAACUGACUGAGAAAACUGAGAUAUUUGAACAAGAGAAGUACACCCUUCAGAGGGAAAUUGAACUCAAGAAUAGAAUGUUGGAAAGUUUGCAUUUUGAGUGUGAUUCCCUUAAGCAGCAGCAGAACAUGCAACUGGAAAAACAGAAGGAACAACUGACCAGAGCCUAUGGACAAGAAAUCAACGACCUUAGAAACAAGUUGGAGAACCUGAAAGCAGAACUUGAUGAAACCCGACUGUCAGAGAAACAGCUGAGACACAAAGUGGAGCAUCAGAAGGAAAUAAUUGCUGCCAAAUCAGAAGAACUGCAUAUGAUGUCUGAACGUGUCCAUGAGACCAUGUCCUCAGAAAUGCUCAGCCUUCAGAUAGAGCUCACUGACCUAGAGAGUGUGAAGGCCAGUGUUGAAGAGAAGCUGAAUGAGAUUCAGUACAGUAAAGAACAACUAGAACUCAUGAACAGUAACUUACAGAACCAGCUGGAGCGACUGCACGCAGAAAAGGAGGAGAGGGAGAAAGAAAUUGUUUCUUACUGUAAUGCAUUAGAGAAAACUCGUGAAGCCAAUCAGGAGCUUCAGGUUCAGCUGGAUCGUGUAGUGCAACAGUCUUUGGACCCUACAAGUAAAGGCAAUUCUCUCUUUGCUGAGGUGGAGGACCGUAGGGCAGAAAUGGAGCGACAGCUGAUCAGUGUGAAAGUAAAAUAUCAGUCCCUCCAAAAACAGCAUGCAUUCACUAGAGAACAGUUGCAGAGAAUGAAGCUGCAAAUGGCUACACUGCUGCAGAUGAAAGGCUCUCAGACAGAAUUUGAUCAGCUGGAACGUUUACAGGCCAUGUUAGAGCAGAAGAAUGGGGAAAUCGAAGAUCUGCUUAUGAAAGUGAGGCAACUAGAAAAAUUUAAGACUUUAUAUGAGAAUGUGGAAGAAUCCAAACCUGGGAGUAGCUCAAAAGGAGGUGACUCUGAGGAUGGGUACUACGCAGAUUUACUGAAAAUUAAACUUGACAACUCCAACAAGGAAACUGAAACAUUGAAAAAUGAACUCUCCUUGCAAAAAAUGAAGGCUUUGUAUGAGAGCCAAAGGGUCCUGGAAUUUGAAAGGAAACUCUUAACCAGUGAGAGGCAUUUGCAGGCUUGUCAGAGUGAGAAUAUGAGCUUGAGAGUUAUGCUGGAUGAGCUGAAAAUGAAAUAUGAACCUGAAGAAUUACCUAAAGGUUCUAAAAUUAAAAAGAAGAGGGAGAGGAUUCCAGUGGACACUACUUGUGAAUACUUGGACAGCAAAAGUACUCCAGUAAAAGAAAGUGCUCUCCCUGAAAUGCCAAGUAGGGAAGGAAAAAAGGUGACUGCCAAGUACUUGGAGCAGAGUGGUGCUUCUCCCCUGAGACAGGCUUUCUCAGCAUCCCCCCUCCACAGCCCCCUGCAAGCAAAAAGGAACAUCAUGGAACCUGAACGGGAAAGGAAGAGAGUUAAGUUUCAGGAGGAGAACCACGAUGCCUUUUCUUCAAACAGCAGAAGUGCAGAUAAUUCCUUGACUUCUGCUGCCCUCAGGUCAGUGUCAGCUUCUGUCUCUGCUCAAGGCAAUCAGCACAGACCUGCAUCUCUUUUCUUUCGCUGCAUGAACUUUGCUAUCCAAUUCUUUAUCUAUUUCCUGAGUGUUGCAUGCCGUGUCAUUCCUCAGCUCCAGCUGCCUACAUUGAACUUCUCAGUACCUUUUAGGAGGACUAAAGUGGUGACUAAUAAAAAAGACUCUUGAAACUGUAACUCAAAUAACCUUGCCAUUACUUGAAGACAGGUAGCAUGUGGACAGCUCGCUCGGUUUGCUCCAACCUCAGAGACUUCUUGUUUUCUUGGUCCCUUCCAAACUGUCCCACACUCCUGUUACACCUCAAGGUAAUCAAGGCAAUAGGUAUCAUGCUUCAGUUUGAUACCUGAUUUCAGCCCUCAUCAACUUCCAGAUUUAGCUAAAAGCCUAAAAAUUAUUGAAGUCAUUCUUAACCUCGGUGUUAACAAAACUCGCAUCGGACAAGACCAGAGAGAAUUAAUCAGCUGUUUGUGUUGUCAGACAAAUGACUUGCAUAAUCUGGAUGCAUGAUAGCUGGAAAGAAAACUGCCAAAUUGACAUCACAUUUUUGCCCUGAACUGAGAAUUUAAGGUACUUUUUGCUAGAUGGUAAAGUAACUGAGAACAGUCAUUAUCUCCAAUUUUUUUAUCUUGGUCAAAGGAAUGCUGAUUUCUAUUUUCUACUCUUUCAUCAAAUGCUUUUUGUAUUCUGUUCAUAAUCUUUGUAAACAUGUUUGUUUGAGGGGAGAAAAAAGUCUGGGCUUGUCUAGAUGCUUUGAGCUUACAACUAGCUCAUGUCUGCUAGAAGAAAUGACUUAGUGGGUCUAAAAUGACCGCAGCUCUGAAGAUGGAGGAAGGCCUAACCCAUGGAAAUCUGUAGGGUAUAGCCAGAGCUGAUGGCAUUCAGAAGUAAUUGGAUUGAUCCUUUGGCUCUUAGAUCAAUUACUCAAGGUUGCAUGGGUGUAAUUAACAGACUUAAAGUGGCCAAACAUUGCAAUCUUCUGAAACAGCCUUGGAAAAAAACAUGGCAGGAGCAGCUGUUGGAGCAGCUGUGCCAAAAUGUGCAGGGACUGUUAGUGAGGAGGGAAGAUCAGGGAGGUCAGAGGUGGGUGGUGAAAGUGGAGAGGAAAGAUGGGAUGACUGAGUGAUGGUGGUGUGUUUUGACAGUGUCUCUCCACAUCCAGAACAGGUAGCGUGUAACCUGGUAGGAAAAGUUUAACUUAUUUCCUCAUAUUCCUUGUGGAAAGGAAGAUUCAGUGUCUGCUGACAGGAAGUUGUUGGAAACAGUUUAUGUGAACUGAGGGGCUGAACCUACUGGAGAGGAGGUGAUUAUUUGAAUAAUCAUGGAGAGGUGGGGAGUGGAAAUUAUUGAUGGAGUUGAUGUUUGAAAGCAGAGUGAGUAGAAGAAGUGGAAGAGGAAGAUAAAGUCGUAGCUCAGAGGGAGGUUUCUAAUCUUGCACCCAUUGCUGUUGGUUCAAAUAAAGAACAAAACAUAAGUCAAUUUCUAAAAAAAUCAAAACCACCAACACAACUGAAAAAUUGCCACAAGACUCCAUAUAAGCUGUUUUCAAUGAUGGUAUGAGCCUGGUAAGGGCAAAUCCAGGCAGGAAGUUCUGUUUGUUUCUGAUGGUUUUAAUGAAGUACUAAAUCCCCAAGUCAUGAUGUUGUUAAUAAAACACUGAGGGUUUACUGAACCCUGAUCUGCUAUGAUUUGUUAUGAAAUAGGAAGUCAUGAUAAAGUCUCAGUAUUUGAGAGGUUGGAUUUCUAAAGACUAAAGCAAUCUCUGGACUGUUCUGUGAUAGAUUUGGCCAAACCCUGGGCACAAGAAUUAUUGGCAGCUUGAGUGUGGACCUGAAAAUGGAGACUUUUGUGCAGCACCUACUGCACAACUUAGUUUGCAUUUAGAUUUGAGGUUGUUUGCUUUAGUUUGAUCUAAAGAAGAGCUUGUGUGCCUAAGAGCUUAUUUGCUCCCUUAAAUUAUUUAGCUGGAUUACAUACACCAAAUCUACUUCACAUGCCUGCAGCCAUUUGGCCCAGCAGGAGAUCUGGAUACUGAUAAUCUCUUUGGGGUUUUAGGCAAGCAGAGCUUCACCUGAUGAGACAGUUCAUCUGCUUUAAAUGGGUAGAGCUCCAGUUAUAACUCAGUUUUGGAGUCUGCCCAGUCACAGCUUGAUACAGAAUCAUGGCAUAGCUUUGGUUUUUUUUAAAGUGGAAGUGUUUAACUGGUGCCUGUUCUUUCUGAUCCAUCCAUUUCCCUGUGCUGACACUUGAGCAUCCAUUGUGGUGCUCUAAGGGAUGGUCUGAGCCCUCAGAGUGAGGGCUGUGGUGGGUCCCACAGCCCACCCAGCUGCUUUCACUCCCUCUCUUCCACAGGGCGAAGGAGAACAUUAGAUGGGAAAAGCUUGUGGGUAGAGAUAAAGCUGACAGGGAUCCAUUGGGGCAAACCAGACUGGGGGCAGGUUAACUUGGCAAUUAAAAGCAGUGGGACAAUGAGAGAGAAAGAAAACUGCUGUUCCCCUAUGCCCCAGCCCUUCUUCCCAGGCUCAGCUUCAUUCUUGGCUUCCAUAUCCUCCUCACAAGAGGCACAGGGAAUUUGAUUUCCAGACUCGUUACAUCAUACACUGACACAAUUGCCUGAUUCUGUAAAAGGGCAGUAUUUUGUAUAAAUCCUGUUGUGCUGCUUUGGAAUGUAUAUUUAAGUUAAUUUGGGGUUUAUUUGGUCUUUUGGUUUGUUUGAGUCCUCUCUGUAUUUCGUAGGCAAUCCUUGCUGGUGGUUUUGGCCAUUAGAGCAGUGGUUUUGAUGGCCUUGGGCAGGGGUUGUUUCAAAGCAGAGGAGUGAAGGGACAAAGGAAGGGAAUCUGCCACAGGACCAGAUGGACAGAACCUGCCCAUCCCUAAUUCCUGCUCCUGGGGAAGCAGAGACUGCCCUGCAGGUGAAGUGCAAACCACAGAAUGAUUACUGGGAAUUACUUAGGGAAGAAAAAAGCGUGUUCUGUCUUGCUACAACUUUUGACUGAUUUAAAAUGGGGGGCAGCCUGGGGGAAGGUGACCACAAAGAGAAGGUUGUCAGCCAUCAGAAUCACCUGGUGGAGCAAACACUGACCCAGGGCAGGUGCACAGCAGAACCUGUUUCUCUUUAGUGUGAGACAGUGCUUGUAGGGAAUAAUAUGCAUAUUGCUUGCAAUGCCUAAUAGUUUGAUUUUAGUUUGAAUCUGUAGCUAAAUUUCCCCCCAACUGUUUUGUUACAGCUCCUUUCAUAGUCCUCAUGUUGAGCUGCAGGUCUGUGUUGCAGAUAAAUCUCUUAACAACUGGGUAGCAGCUGUUUUUGUUUGGAAAACCAUCAUUGAAAUCAGCUAUCAGUGGCUGUGGUUGCUCUUGAGACCACUAGAUAUCCACAAGGUCACUAGAGAAUUGCUUUAAUGUAUGUGGUGAUGAAGGAGCAUAGAUCUGUGUUGGUAUAUAAAGCCAUGUUUAAUUUGGAACUUCAUUUUCCAUGGUUAUUUUCGCAACAGAAGAAAUUAUGUCUAACUGUGGGUGAUUUGAUUGGGUUAAAUAUCGUUAUUUAUCAAUUGUUCUACUGGCAUGUUUGCAUGUUAAUUAAGUUAAAAAUGAGAUCUGAACACAAUGUUUUGAUUUCAGAAUUACUUGUCUCUUUACCAAACACUGAGGCAGUUGCACCCCUAUUUACAUUCAUAGCAGCAUUAAAACGUGUCAGUGGGCAAAUGAUGCCAUUUAGAGCCUGAAAAUCAAUUUUCCUGCAGCAACCUAAGAUAUUCAGGCAUUAAAAUAAAGGCAAUAGGAGUACAGAACUAGGCUGCUCUAGUAGAUUGCUCUAAGGGUGGUCUUUUUGGUGGUAUAGAAGAAAGAAGCUUCACUUCAGCAUAUUUGUAUUAUGUUGCUGGCACUUUGCACUUGGAGUUGUGUUUUGGGGAUUUGAUCUCCUUUAUGUGCAUGGCACAGUCACUGCUGCUGGAAGGCUGAUCCCAACCAGAAAACACACUCAGUAACCUUUUUUACCCAACAUUUCAGCAGAUGAGGUGUGUGGGAGGCUUUAAGUGAUGAAAUGUGAUUAGGACUGAUAUAAAAAUGCUUCAUUUCAGUCUCAUUUUCUUCUUAAGCCCUGCUUGCUCUGUCUCUGCCUAUGGAUGGUCUUCUGUGCCAGUUGGCUUCUUGAUUCUGCCUGAAACUGUUACUUUAGUCCUGUUUUAUAUAAACUAAAUGUGUAUUUAGAAUGGUUGCUUUGCCUGUAGGUUAACAGCUGAAUCCACAUCUGAACCUACAGAGGAAGAUAAGAAAGAAAAUAAAAUCACGGCGGCGAAGAAAACAAAAAAGACAAAAUACACAACCUUGUAUGUACCUUCUAAGACAACUCCUGAAACACA